UCAUCCGGACGGAAUGCACGGAAGCAAUCAACGUUCAAGGGGCUGUUCGCCAAAGAAUUGCGUAAUCUGAUGUAUGGCUUUGGUGACGACAGAAACCCAGCGAGUGAUACCGUCACUGUGAUGGAGGAGAUUUUGGUCGAGUACAUUGUCGACGUGUGCCAAGCAGCCCUCGCACCUGGUAAAAACAAGUCGCGGUUAUCCAUCGAGGACCUCCGUCGGGUGCUGUCGCGGCCAGCAGAUGCCAACAAACUUGCGCGUGUGGAAGAGUUGCUCUUUAUGCAGGAAGAGAUCAAGCGCGCUCGUGCG
Messenger RNA from Postia placenta MAD-698-R-SB12, 306 nucleotides. RefSeq lists its product as hypothetical. The annotation marks the transcript as partial. The record is from RefSeq and is a predicted model, not a curated record. Gene Ontology annotation, molecular function: protein heterodimerization activity. The transcript has 3 exons. Gene Ontology annotation, cellular component: transcription factor TFIID complex. Lineage: Eukaryota; Fungi; Basidiomycota; Agaricomycetes; Polyporales; Adustoporiaceae. Gene Ontology annotation, biological process: RNA polymerase II preinitiation complex assembly; transcription by RNA polymerase II.